ACCUAACAACAUUUCUGUCCCCCCCACAGAGGGAGGGACGUGAGGGAGAGUGAGAGGGGCGAGCAAAGAAGAGUUUGUCAUUCACCGCUGAGUCUCUAACUUGUGUGUCAGUUUCUUAGGUGUACAGUGUGUUGCAGUUCCUUGGGAAUAACGUCUUUAAAGGACUUGUCGUUUCCAGGUAUGGAUUUUCUCCUGGAUUCUGGUUAAUUUUUGACGGAUUCCUUUCUUCUGUUUUCAUCAAAGUCAGAUCAUAAGGAAUUUCACUUGCUCAACAUCAAAUAAAGGGGGGGAAAGUACAGACAGGGAUCUACCUCCAUGGCCAUGACUGCUCUGUUCAGGGGCAAGUGGGGGCAGAAGUCACAGGAACCUCCUGUGAAGCCCCCAGCAGCCAUUAUACAAUCCAGCCAUGAUGAUGAAGAUGAUGAGGAUGACCCCAAAAAUGGAUUCAGCAGGGAACCCAUCCGCAGGAACUCCCGUUUUUACCGUUCCAUGAGAAAGAAGAGGCCGGCCUCCUCUGAACAGUCUGAACCCUCUCCCAAGUCUGCCUCAGAGCCAAGCCCAAAUCCCUCCAGAAAGACAUCCUUCUUUAAUGCCAGUUUGUCUCAGCAGAGAGCGGCUCAGUCACCCCGGGCCAGGCGCUCACAGGCUUCACCACAAACACACCAUUCCAGAGCUGUGUUGCCAAGCAAUGGUGAGCCCAGCAGCCGACACUUACCUUGUAGCAGGCAUGCUGUAGGAGGAGGAGGAGGAGGAGGAAGAAGAGAAGAGAGGGGUGAGAACAUAUCUGCUGCUGCCUCCAACGCUCACAACAGAGGGACUGCUUCUGCGGAGCUGGCUUACCGGACACACGGCGUUCACAGCAGAGACAUGGAGAGCCUUUCGGAGCGCACAGCCACCGCCUGCAGCAUGCAGGAGUCAGGAGGCGAAGACGACAGUCCACAACAGUCCAGCCCCAAGGUAGCAGACCUCGAUGGCGUCAACCUCAGGUUGGUGAGCAAUGGAGAGAGCUCUCAAAGGAAAAUAGAGACAAUCUGCCACAGCCUCAACAUUGUCAAAAACAUCGCCUUCCUCUACCAGGAAUACCGAGACACCUCCAAGCAGCAAGAGAUCGAGCAGCGGCGGCAGCGUGAUGGCCUCCCUCCGGGGGUCCCGGUGGGGGGCGGGGGGACGGGGACAGGGUCAAUGUCCCCUCCGGCCUUACAGCUGCAGCUGAGGAACAGCGCCCGCUCGCUGAGCCUGUGGCAGAACCUGGAGGCUGUGCAGGAGAGCGGCCUGCUCAGCCAGCUGCCGCAGAAAGAAAUCAUAAUGCAGGAGGCCAUGUUUGAGCUGGUUACCUCAGAAGCAUCCUACUACAAGAGUCUGGAGGUUUUAGAGACUCACUUCCUACGUAACCCCGUUUUAGUCAACACCCUCAGCCAGUCCGACAUGCACUUUCUCUUCUCCAACAUCAAGGAAGUCAUGAAAGCCAGCGAAAGGUUCCUCAUGGAUCUGGAGAACCGCAUUGAGCAGUCCAUCCAGAUUUCUGAAGUGUGUGACAUUGUGCACCAUCACGCCCUGGAGCAUUUCCAUGUGUUCACCACCUACGUCAUCAACCAGGUGUACCAGGAGAAGAACUACCGGCGAAUCUUAGAGGGGAACCAGGCAUUUCGUGAGGCCAUGGCCAUACUAGAGAAUCACCCCUGUGUCCGAGGUCUCUCCUUCACCUCCUUCCUCAUCCUGCCCUUCCAGAGGAUCACAAGGCUCAAGCUACUUGUGCAGAAUAUCCUGAAAAAAGCGGAGGAAAACUCUGAGAGGGAGGCAAAUGCUAUAAAAGCUCAUCAGCAGCUGGAGCAGAUUGUGAAGGAGUGCAACGAGGGGGUGAGAAAGAUGAGUCGCACCGAGGAGCUCAUCAGCAUUGAGAAAACACUGGAAUUCAAAUCCAAGUCUGUGCCCAUCAUUUCCCACUCGCGCUGGCUGCUGAAGAAGGGUGAAGUGCAGCAGAUGGCUGGACCCAAGAGCACGAGAACCAUGCGCAGCCGUAAGCUCUACCAACCGGUCUACUUGUUCCUGUUUAACAACCUGUUGCUGAUCACCAAGCGCAGCUCCAACGGGGAGAAGUUCCAGGUUCUUGACUCGUGCACACGGGCCAUGUUGAGGACUGAAGACCAGGAAGACCAGGGCCAGCUGCUGGCCAAUGUCUUUAACCUGAAGCUUCUGGAAAACCAGGAGGAGCGCCAGGUCAGCUACAUGCUCAAGACUAACAGCAUGAGUGAAAAGCUUCGAUGGAUAUGCGCUCUGACUCCCAACCGCCGCACGCGCUUCAUGUCCACGAGCGCCCAUCAACCAGACUCUCCCCAGGUGCAGUGCAUUCAGUCGUACUCAUCUCAGGAGCCAGACGAACUCUCCAUUGAGAUGGCUGAUGUCCUGAACCUCCUGGAGAGAACAGACGAUGGCUGGAUGAUGGGCGAGAGGCUCCAUGACGGUGAAAGGGGCUGGUUCCCGAUCCGAGUCAUAGAGGAGAUCCAGAGCAAAGAGGUCCGGGCUCAGAACCUAAGAGAGGCCUUCAGAAUCCACCAGGCACAAGAAACUGGGGCGAGCAUUCAAACUGGAACCAGGAUCGGCAUGCGGGGCGGCAGGCGCACUGCGAAGGUCUCCAACUACUUCAGCUCUCUGUCAGAUCCAGUGGAGGAUGUGUAGUGAAUCGAGCGAAAGAGGAGCGUGUGCCACCGAGAGCCAUUUGCAUUAAGAGAAAAAAUGAAUCAGGACAUGUGACUAAAUUAAAGUGGAGCAAAUUGAAAUGUACAAUGACAUAAUUUCCUUUUGAUUUUCACUCAAAUGGCUUUGAAGUGCCGCCUCGACCACCUCGGACAAAUGAACAAAGCACUUGAGAGACAGAGUUUGCUUCCACAAAACCUGCAUGUCUAAUAUAUAAACUUCCACUGAAAGGAUGUUUUGCAGGCCCACUUCAUGUGGAAUGGAGAGUGUAGAACUAAACUCUAUACGGCGAGGAGCUGUGACGAGAAAGCCGAGGAGAACCGUGAAAAUGGUUCUCGCGGAGGUUGUCGUGUGAAGGUACUGUAAACAUGCCUCAACUGCAUGGAGAAAUCAUGUUUUAAAACUUGAUGUGUGUCAUUUGAAAGUACCUUUCAACAAUCCCCCGUUUUAAAGCCACACACAAAAGCUUAAAAUAAUAAAAUAGGAAUGUACUGACAAUAAAACUGACAAUGAAUGUUUCACAAAUCUGUGCGUAUGAAUAAUCAAAUAAAAUGAGUGGUCAGAGUUGUCAAUUUGAGAGAAGCACAUGUACACAUGCAUGAACGUAUGCAUGCACAAACACUCACACACUCUCACAGACACAAAUGGGACAUAUCCUGUGAAACCAGUUCAACGUUAAAUACCCACCAGACAUCCGUGGCAUCUGCACAGACUGUACCAGCAUGCUGGACAGCUACUGAAUGGCAUAAGAGUAAUACCUGUGUGUCUAUAAAUAUAUGUAUAUUGCAAGCCUUCCAUGUUCAAACCAACAAACGAAUAAUGAUGAAACAAUUCUCUCAUUUCAUUUUGUAUGAUGUAAUUUAUUGUUAAUAAAAAGACGUAUGAGA
This is a messenger RNA of Myripristis murdjan (pinecone soldierfish), 3581 nucleotides long. RefSeq names its product neuronal guanine nucleotide exchange factor (gene ngef). Gene Ontology annotation, molecular function: guanyl-nucleotide exchange factor activity; protein binding. Gene Ontology annotation, biological process: activation of GTPase activity. The coding region runs from base 316 to 2676 and encodes 786 amino acids. The record is from RefSeq and is a predicted model, not a curated record. NCBI's taxonomy places the organism in Eukaryota, Metazoa, Chordata, Actinopteri, Holocentriformes, Holocentridae. The transcript has 15 exons.